Hypoxylon trugodes is the source of this 2095-nucleotide messenger RNA. RefSeq lists its product as uncharacterized. Bases 105 to 2042 code for a protein of 645 amino acids. The transcript is spliced from 3 exons. The record is from RefSeq and is a predicted model, not a curated record. Lineage: Eukaryota; Fungi; Ascomycota; Sordariomycetes; Xylariales; Hypoxylaceae. Gene Ontology annotation, biological process: positive regulation of transcription by RNA polymerase II. Gene Ontology annotation, molecular function: transcription cis-regulatory region binding; metal ion binding.
UAUGACGUCGGAAGAGGUCGAGCUUUAGCUCCGUCCUUAGGUGUCUGUCAUCCCAUCUUGAUUCUCAUUCAUCAACCUCUUUGGCCUUAAUAGUCAUUGUCAUCAUGAGCUCUGGCCAGCCGAACCUGGGAGGAAAAUCCCUAUCAUCUCCAGCGCCAUACACUCCAAAUUCGCAACCUAUCUCGGUUCCUACCUCAAGCUUUGAAUCCGGUUCUCGUCGAUCCGGCCUGUCGAGUCCGUCGUUCCCGAAUUCAGCUCCGAGAAAAGGUCAAGGGUCAAGGAAACAGCACCGAAACCAACGAAGACCACUAAGAGACGCCGGCAAUCCGGAUGAGGAUGACGCGAUGGCAGAGCUCCGAGCUGUUCGAAACGCUUCGAGUCGUAGAGGGCAAACCUCCAUUACUCACCUCCUAAAUUAUUCAGUCCCGACGCGCAACUAUAAUGAUUACUACCCUAGAUCUAAUCGUCGACAUCCCACUUGGGGCCCUGGUUCUGGUCACCAUGCUGUCGACAAGGCGCGAUUUGUCCAUGCCAACUAUCGCUUCGUAGUUUCACCUACUUCCGACUAUUCUUCCCAAGCUGCCGAUGCCGAUAAAUACCUUGAGUGGUCCGACGUACUUCAAAUCAUAGCUUCCGCCGAAUCCCAAACGACCUCAUGUCCCAUCUGUUUAUCUGAUCCUGUAGCUCCUCGUAUGGCGCGUUGUGGCCACAUAUUCUGCUUGCCCUGUCUACUACGAUUCAUGAAUUCGACAAACGACGACGAACCGAGCAUACGAAAAGAGGCGCGAUGGAAGAAAUGCCCGAUCUGUGAAGACUCGUUCCGACUAUCCGAGGUGAGACCAGUGCGUUUCUAUGCUGGCCAAGAGAACCCACUCCCGAGACCAGGUCAAGACGUGGUCUUGAGGCUAAUGGUGCGCGACACGGGAUCUACACUAGCCCUGCCAAACGAAGGAGGACCGGAUGUUGUCAAUUUAGGAGAAGACGUUCCGUGGCAUUUUGCGGCAAAUGUGUUGGACUACGCCCGGGUAAUGAAGGGAACAACCGAAUAUGUGGUAGAUCAGUACGACAGAGAGAUAGGAGACUUGCGACAACAAGCACAAGAAGAUGAGUUUCAAUUUGGCGUUGAGGAAGGAGACUGGACGCAACGAGCGAUUAGAGCUAUAAACACCGCAAAAGACAAGGUUCAAAACCAACAGACCGACGAGGGAUCGAUGCCGCCAACAAACAUUUCGAAAUCGAAGCAGCCAGAAGCACAAAAGUUUUAUUUCUACACAGCACCUCCGCAUCUCUACCUAUCGCCUCUCGAUAUCCGUAUACUAAAGACGAAAUUUGGCGAUUUUUCAAACUUCCCUUCGACUCUACUUCCACGUGUUGAGCAUAUUUCUGCUGGUCAUGUUGUGGACGACGCUCUAAGAAAGAGGGCUAAGUAUCUAGGACAUCUUCCUCACGGAUGUAUUGUUAGUUUCUUGGAAUGCGACUGGACAGAUAUAGUCCCUGCCGAGAUCCUGGAUACAUUUUCCGGUGAUCUAGAGCGCCGACGAAAGGCCCACCGAGAUAAGGCGGCUCAAGAGGAACGCGAAAGAUUACAGGCAGAACGCUUAGAGGCUUCAGCCAUCGGGCGAAGCACAAGACGACAUUUUGACCAGACCAAUGGGGACAAGUUUGAACCAACGCCCAAUAUGAACGAAGAAGACUUCCAACCACUUGGAGCUGUCGAAGGUACAACUCCGCCAAACCCCCGACCGGGAUUUAGCCAACUUGCGGACAUCUCAACUAGUCCCUCAACUUCUAAAACAGUUUGGGGCACUCGAGCGAUACCUGUUUCACCUGAAUUAGCACCUGUAACGGAACACGAUGUCAAUGACGGAUGGCUGAAAGAUGAUGAGUUUCUUGGUGCUGCUGAAAUGGCUAUGCAAAUGGAAGCUUUAGGUAUCGAUAAUUCAGGUGCCGGGCCCAGUAACGAAUCCAAGACACCCGGCGGCAAAAAGAAGAAAAAACAGAAGAUUACUCUGAUGAGUACUGGAGGCCGCCGUGGUGGUUGAAAUGGAUAUGCAUCGAUCUAAUGGAGGAAUAGUCCUUCUAUUACCUUGUUUAG